AUGCGGCGCGCCCCAGCCCUCUCCGCAACCUCGCGCGGGCAGGCCAAAAAAGGCAACGGGCCUAAGCAAGAUUGGGUUACCAGCGGGCUCGCCAGGUUUGGGAGGCAGUGCGGCAACGCCUGUUUUCCAGGAAAACGGGACAAGACCGCCGCCAUCGACACCACCGCUGAGCGUAGUCACCGCUGCUUUGUGCGCGGUGGGUGGCGCAGGGUCUCGCAAUUUACGGCAGCAGGCCCCGGCGCUCUCCCAAAAAGCGCCCCAAAAAGCACCCCCACGCAAAACGGCGCCCCGGAGAUUCCCCAGUGGAAUUUAACGCGGAGGGUGUGGGCUUUUUCCAUGCUGGAUCGACUUGGCGGCGCACAUGAGUUCAAAGAAGCCCGUGUGCCUCUUCUUGGCGGUGGGCGGGCCAUUCGCCACCAAAGCCGGCGGGGCGAGCGGGGUUCGCAGCGCGCGGCAAACACUGCCUCAGUCUGA
Messenger RNA from Trypanosoma rangeli, 474 nucleotides. RefSeq lists its product as uncharacterized. Lineage: Eukaryota; Euglenozoa; Kinetoplastea; Trypanosomatida; Trypanosomatidae. The record is from RefSeq and is a predicted model, not a curated record. The coding region runs from base 1 to 474 and encodes 157 amino acids. The transcript has a single exon.